AUGUCUGUCGCCAAGCAUCAUUACCCGUCCUCGGGCUCGAAUUCCCCAGAGCCAAAAUAUCCUGUAGAUGUUGACAUUGAGACGGCGGACCGCGAGGAAGGCGAAGGUCAUAAUUUACAUCGUGGACUGAAGUCUCGCCAAAUUACUAUGAUUGCUAUCGGAGGAGCGAUUGGUACUGGCUUGAUCAUUGGAACGUUCGUUCUACCUACCUACCUGCCUCUAAGCUUUAUAUCUCAAGCUGGACCUGCGCCGCUCUUCAUUGGUUAUACGAUAGUUGGCUUCUUGUGUUUCUUGGUUAUGGCUGCGUUGGGAGAGAUGGCUGCUUGGCUUCCCAUGUCUAGUGGUUUCACUGGUUAUGCGACGAGAUUCUGUGACCCUGCACUUGGCUUCGCUCUGGGAUGGAAUUACUGGUUCAAGUACAUCAUUGUCACGCCCAACAACCUCACAGCUGCAUCUUUGGUUAUCCAGUACUGGGUUCCACGAGAGAAGGUCAACCCAGGUGCAUUCAUCGCUGUCUUCUUAGUCGUCAUUGUCCUCAUCAACUACUUUGGAGUCAAGUUCUUUGGAGAAUUCGAAUUCUACUUGUCUAGUAUCAAAGUUCUUGUCAUUCUAGGGCUCAUUCUCCUGAGUUUGAUCCUUGCAUGUGGAGGUGGACCCAACCAUCAUGCUACUGGCUUUCAAUACUGGAAAAACCCGGAGGACUCUGCUGGAAGAUUCCUUGCUGUUUGGUCGACCUUCACCACUGCAGUGUUUGCGUACCUAGGAACUGAAUUGGUUGGAGUGACUGUCGGUGAAGCAGCAAAUCCACGCAAAGUCAUCCCCCGUGCUAUCAAGCUCACCUUCUACCGAAUCCUGCUCUUCUACGUCGUCCUUGUCUUCCUUUUGGGAAUGCUCGUGCCAUACAACUCCAAGGACCUCAUUGAUGCCAACAAGAAGUCAUCCAGCACUGCUUCCGCAUCUCCAUUCGUCGUCGCCAUCAAACUCAGCGGGAUCCCGGUCCUGCCCGGUCUUUUCAACGCCUGUGUCCUGAUCUUUGUUUUCUCUGCGGCAAACUCCGAUCUCUACAUCGCAUCCAGAACGCUUUACGGCCUGGCUCACGAGAACAAGGCUCCUAAGAUCUUCGGCAAGACUGACAAGCGCGGCAUGCCCAUCUACGCAUUGGCGCUUUCUACCGUCUUCUGUCUGUUGGCCUUCCUCGGUUGCAAUACAUCUUCCUACACCGUAUUCGGCUACUUUGUCAACCUGGUCACCAUGUUCGGUCUCCUAACCUGGAUCUCGAUUCUCGUCUCCCACAUCUGCUUUGUGCGAGCGCGUCGCGCGCAGAACAUCCCCGACACCGCGCUGGCAUAUGUCGCUCCCCUCGGAGUCUACGGCUCCUACGGCGCGCUGGUAUUCAGCUGCCUGAUCGCCUUCUUCAAAGGCUUCGCUCUCUUCUGCUACAAGAAGACAGCGACCAAAGGCACGACUCCCGAGUUCGAUACCCGGACUUUCGUCACCACGUACCUGGGCAUCCCGCUGUACAUCAUCAUGAUCUUCGGUUACAAGCUCAUCAUGAAGUCCGAGACGGUCAAGCCCGAGACGGCAGAUCUGUACAGUGGAAAGGCCAAGAUCGAUGCAGAGGAGCAGGAAUACCUUGCGGCGGAGGCGGCGCAGGCCGGUGGGCCCGAGUCUAGGGGACAGAAGAUCUAUAGACUUACUCUUGGGUGGGCUUUCUAG
Lachnellula hyalina is the source of this 1716-nucleotide messenger RNA. Its product is annotated as Dicarboxylic amino acid permease. The transcript is spliced from 4 exons. The record is from RefSeq and is a predicted model, not a curated record. Gene Ontology annotation, cellular component: membrane. The coding region runs from base 1 to 1716 and encodes 571 amino acids. Gene Ontology annotation, molecular function: amino acid transmembrane transporter activity. Gene Ontology annotation, biological process: amino acid transmembrane transport. NCBI's taxonomy places the organism in Eukaryota, Fungi, Ascomycota, Leotiomycetes, Helotiales, Lachnaceae.